This is a messenger RNA of Apodemus sylvaticus (European woodmouse), 1134 nucleotides long. RefSeq names its product chromosome 3 C8orf88 homolog (gene C3H8orf88). The record is from RefSeq and is a predicted model, not a curated record. Gene Ontology annotation, molecular function: eukaryotic initiation factor 4E binding. Bases 384 to 746 code for a protein of 120 amino acids. Gene Ontology annotation, cellular component: cytoplasm. Lineage: Eukaryota; Metazoa; Chordata; Mammalia; Rodentia; Muridae. Gene Ontology annotation, biological process: negative regulation of translational initiation. The transcript is spliced from 6 exons.
GUCCCGCGACGAGCGAGCGAGGACCUCGGAGCUCGGAGCCCCGAGGCGGUUCACGCGGGCGCCCCAUCGAGGGCGAGCUCGCCGGUCCGCACCCGCGGGAGUCGCCGCCCCUCGUGCGCGUGCCGCCCCGCAGCCCCUGGCCGGGACGCGCGCGCCGCCGGUUUAACGGUCCUGUCCCCCGGACCCCGCCCCGCCCGCCCAGGCCGGCGCCCGCGCCCCGCCCCCAGCCCGCUGCCGCGGUGACCCAGGCCGCGAGGCGACGCGCGGCGGGAGCCGUUCCCCGACGGCAGCCGGGCGCUCGGCCGCCGUGUCUGGGCUGAGCGCCGCGACGCCGCGCCGGAAACCCUCCUGGGUCUUGAGGCGUAUGGAACCUCAAGGUCUUUAUGACAAUGGAAACAAAAAAAUUGAUUGGCAAACCGCUUCAACCAGCAAGACCUGUUCGUCAUCUCUCUUCUCCUCCAGGACCAGUGUUCCCUUUCAACUUUCAGAAUGAAUAUCCAUGCAGCACUCAAUGCUUACAAAGUGGAGUUGGCAGACAGUGUAAGACGAAUGGAGUGCAAGCCUUUUCUCAGGGUCUCACUGAGCAACAGCAGCACCAGUCUCCAGGUAAAAAAGAGAGAAUUAAAUACAGCAGAGAUUUCUUGUUGAAGCUUUCAAGUGUUUCCAUCUGCAGAAAAAAACCAGACUUUCUGCCUGAUCAUCCCAUUGUACUUCAAAAACCAGAAAACAACCAAAGUUUUAAGUAGCAUUUUAAGAACAGAUGAAUUUGAAGAUAAAGAAUUAUUCAUUUUAUAUUUUGGACACCUGCAAAUGAAGUGGACCUAGUAAUAAUAACUAAUGGACUGUGACGAUUCAAUUUAUUUUUACUUUUGAUGGUUGGCUAUUUGGCUUCUCAUAAAAGGAGAAAGAGAUAUUUUAAAGUAUAAAGAAUUUUUCUAAUCAGUUUCAGCUUUGCAGGCAGUUCCUGCAAAAAUUGGGAAGUAACACUCGAAAGUGGGGAUGUUGUUGGCGAAGUGGGAAGACUGUAUUAUAAUUUGCAUGCUACUUGCAAUUCUUGUUUUUCACCACUUGUAAUAAUGGAAUGGAAAUGUAAGCUGUAAAGAUUCUCAAAUAUAAAGUAUUUGCUACAAUGUA